Ascochyta rabiei is the source of this 186-nucleotide messenger RNA. RefSeq lists its product as uncharacterized. The record is from RefSeq and is a predicted model, not a curated record. Lineage: Eukaryota; Fungi; Ascomycota; Dothideomycetes; Pleosporales; Didymellaceae. The coding region runs from base 1 to 186 and encodes 61 amino acids. The transcript is spliced from 3 exons.
AUGUGCGACUACACGCAAGUCCAGUACAAAUGCAACCAUCUACGAUAUGUGGUUCGAGCCUGGUGCACGAAAUACCAAGAAACGCACAAAAGAUGUCCUGCAAAUGUGGUGGCAAUAGAAUACCGGUUGGACGAAGACUGUGGUGAUUGCAGGAGCUCCUCCAUGUCCAAGUCAAGACUCCGCUAG